AUGCAACCCAUAAAUUAGUUGCUUAUCACAAUUGCUAAAAUUUUGGAAGAAAUUUUAAAGGAAACUGAUUAAUUGAGUUUGUAAUAGGUAUCCGUAUUCCAUGCCUCACGAGCACCAUCUAUAUCAAUUCAAAAUUACAUACAGAGAAUUGCAAAAUACACAAAUUGCAACAGUGUUUGCUUUGUUCUUGCAUUAAUAUAUCUAGAUAAAGUUUAAGAAAUGCAUUAAGAUGUAGUGCUUAAUUCAAAUUGUAUACAUAGGUAUGAACUUGUAAUAGUUUAUUGAUUUAUAAUAGUAUCUAUAAUGGUGGCAAUAAAGUAUUAUGAUGAUGAAUACUAUAAGAAUGAAUAUUAUGCAAAAGUGGGAGGGCUAUCAUUAAAGGAAAUAAAUAAACUAGAGAUGGAAUUUUUGGAUAUGUUGAAUUACGAAUUAUUUAUAUAAAAUGAAGUAUUUGAAGUUUAUGAAGAGAGAUUAAAAUAAUAUGAAAUCAUAGAGAUCUGA
Molecule: messenger RNA, 501 nt
Organism: Paramecium primaurelia
Lineage: Eukaryota; Ciliophora; Oligohymenophorea; Peniculida; Parameciidae
Source: the annotation of a GenBank genome assembly